Messenger RNA from Suillus paluster, 1470 nucleotides. Its product is annotated as MFS multidrug-resistance DHA1 sub-family. Lineage: Eukaryota; Fungi; Basidiomycota; Agaricomycetes; Boletales; Suillaceae. The transcript is spliced from 9 exons. Gene Ontology annotation, molecular function: transmembrane transporter activity. The record is from RefSeq and is a predicted model, not a curated record. Bases 1 to 1470 code for a protein of 489 amino acids. Gene Ontology annotation, biological process: transmembrane transport.
AUGACUGCCCAUGCGCGCCAGGAUGACGAGGAGAGAUCUCUUCUGCAACGGUCAGAGCAGCCGGUAGCUAGGACACCUUUGCCCUGGGAUCAAUUUUGGAUCAUACUGUUCUUGCAACUUGCAAAGCCUUUUGCUUCUCAGACCCUCGCGCCGUUCACUCCCCAGCUUAUCAGAGACAUCGGAGUGACUCACGGAGACGAAUCCCAGGUUGGUCACUAUGUCGGCAUCCUGCAUUCAUCAUACCAUGCAGCUCAUGCCUUGACUAUUUUCCAUUGGAGUCAACUGUCUGAUCAUAUUGGGCGGAAGCCUAUAAUACUGAUAGCUCUAUUCGCGAUUUCAGUUUCGAUGUUCUCGUUUGGGCUGUCCAAAGCCUUCCUCGGUCUGGUGGUCAGUCGUGCUAUCUGCGGAGCAUUUAAUGGGAGCAGCGGUGUCAUCAAGAGCAUGGUAAUGGACAUCACUGACACAACCAAUAUGCCGAAAGCAUACGGUUAUAUGCCACUUCCGUUGAUGAUCGGAAACAUGAUUGGACCACUCGUUGGGGGAUUGCUUUUCCGACCAGCAGACAGAUUCCCUGAAAUCUUUGGGCGAUCGGAACUCCUGAAAACCUACCCAUAUCUUUUGCCGUGCUCUCUUCCGGCGAUAUUUGCGUCAGUAGCUUGGCUAGUCACGUAUUUACGUCUCAAAGAGCUUGGUAUCGAGAGCGUUUCUGCCAGGGCAUCACUUUGGGAGCUGAUCAAAGGGUGGUUCUUGCGACAGUUAUAUGCAAAGUCUUACACACCAUCGACCAAUGCUCUGGUCAGUUCUGGGGCCGUAAACUCUGAAGACGUCCCCUCAAAGCCGCUUCCACUGCGCGCCUUGCUAACCCCGAAAGUUUUGAUCUUCUACCUGUUUUCUAUGCGACGCCGAUUGAACUCGGCUGGUCUUUCCCUUGACCCUCCCCGCAUUGGCACUAUACUUGCGGCAUCAGCUGUCGCCCAUGGCACAUUCCAGAUACUUCUCUACGCUCGCCUACAUGAUCGCUUCGGCGCAAGACCCAUUCAUAUCUCCGGCGUUGGCUCCUGUAUACCUAUCAUCCUAUUAUUUCCAGUGAUCAAUGCGCUGGCUCGAGCCCAUGGCCUGAGUUUGGCGGUGUGGUUGUGUGUUGGCCUUCAACACGCCCUGAUGACUAGCCUGAUGAUGUGCUAUCCCUCCUUGGCUUUGUUUAUUAGAGCAGCUGCUCCCAAUCGUGCUUCGCUUGGCGCAACUAAUGGAAUCAUCCAUAUGGUUGCAGCAGGAGCAAGGAUCAUUGGCCCAGCAUCUGCAGCCUCGGUCUUCUCUUAUUCGAUACAGAAAGGUCGUGAUGCGUGGAUGGCAUACUACUUCCUGAUGGCAAUUGCAUUUCUCGCUUAUGACCGUGAGCGACCUGCGUGUUAUCUGUUUCCAGCCAUGUUCACUAUUUUAUCAACGCAUUUUCCGCGUAUAGCGCAAUAA